AUCAAGGAGUUCAGUGAAUCAUCCAAACAAGCGCAGUUUUGACGUCCUUCGAAAGACCUUUCAAUAUUUUUAACUAUCAAAAUAAUUGUGUACCAUUAUUUUAGCGCAACAUUUUGAAAAUAUUUAGGGCUAUUCGACGUAUCGAUCAGGCUUGCAAACUUGUCAAGAAAAAACAACUAAUCUUAUUCCUCUACCCGGUGAUUGAAGUGUUGCGAAGUAAGAACUUCCAAAUACCCUGUUUAAUAAAAUAAAUACAAAAUGACUGAACAACCAUUACCACCUCCCGUUAUGUGGGCCCAAAGAUCUUCAAGAAUCUUUUUAACAAUAAAUUUAGAAGACGUUAAAGAUCCUGAAAUUAAAUUUAAUAAAGAUUCAGUAUAUUUCAAAGGAAUGGGGGGUGUAGAGAAGAAAAAUUAUGAAGUAACGAUCCAUUUGUAUAAAGAAAUCGACCCCGAGUGGUGUAAAAGUUUCAAUAGAGGACGAUGUAUCGAAAUUCUUCUAACCAAAGCGAAUCAAGAUGAGCCAUAUUGGCCGGCGCUAACGUCCGACAAAAAGAAGCACCAUUGGUUAAAAUGCGACUUCAACAAAUGGAACGAUGAAGACGAUUCGGGUGACGAAGGUGUAGGCGGUAUGGGCGGCGGCGAUUUCGAAGAAAUGAUGAGGCAAAUGGGAGGUUUAGGUGGAGACAAAAAGGGCGGCAAACCAAACUUCGACGAUCUAGAAGGCGACGAAGGGGACGACUCAGACGACGAGCCAAUCCCCGACCUCGAGUAGUCUCCUAAGAUUUAGAUUUCUUAUUUUUUUUUUUUUCGAAUUUUGUAUGAUUAUUGUUAAGUUAUAUGAAUAAAAGUGAAGUUUUUAGAGGCGAUACUUCAAUUCCCUGUAUAUUCUCGACAUCUCAUUUUUUUAUUUUUAAUGUUUGAUUGUGUAAUUAAUUUGAAAACGAUUAAUUCCAUCAAAAAUAAUAAAUAAAGUGUAGAAUCGAUUUUUACUUUUUCUAU
Psylliodes chrysocephalus is the source of this 1001-nucleotide messenger RNA. Lineage: Eukaryota; Metazoa; Arthropoda; Insecta; Coleoptera; Chrysomelidae. The record is from the annotation of a GenBank genome assembly.